Molecule: messenger RNA, 2754 nt
Organism: Papaver somniferum (opium poppy)
Lineage: Eukaryota; Viridiplantae; Streptophyta; Magnoliopsida; Ranunculales; Papaveraceae
Exons: 7
Coding region: 88-2634 (848 amino acids)
Molecular function (GO): protein binding
Source: RefSeq, a predicted model, not a curated record
AUAUAUAUAUAUAUAAACUGAUCAAAACAUAACCUUUUAUCUCGCUCGCUUUGCUUUUCAUCCAAAAACAGAUUCCUCUAUACAACCAUGUAUGCUAGAGGAUAUGGUAAUGAUUAUCGACCUCAUCCGGAAAUGAUGUACGCUCCGCGGAACCCAGCCUAUGGCCAAGUCGAUCGUUUUGGGCAGGUAGUUGAAGAAAUGAAAGAGAUCAAAACACUACUUAAAACAGUCGUUGAAUCUCAACACCAAAUGUCAGAGACUCUAAGACGCAGUAUUAGUACUGGGGAUGGCCAUUAUUACCGACAUGGCAAAGGAGAACAUAGAGCUGUCCGAGACUCGACAUCAUCGGGUUAUCCUAACCACCACCACCAACAGCAACAGCAGCAGCAGCACGCUUCAAUACCACUGCCAACAAAGGAUGUCGUCGGCAAUAUUAGUACUGCUACAUAUAAAUCAGCAGCAAAAAUAAAAAAGCCAUCGUUAUCAUCUGUUAAAUAUGAGGAGAUCACAGAUGUGGUGCCAACUGAUGGUAAUGGGAAGGAUCAACACCAAGUUCAACAUCGUCAAAGACAGGCCCGACUUAACAAUUCUACGGGACAGCCAGCAACCAAACAGAAGAUUGUCUCUCAAAAAAGCGUUGAGGCGAUUAACAAAAACCAUGUCUUAGAUGGAUACGAGCCGCUAUACGACGCAGCAGUAAAAGGAGACUGGGAAAAGGCUAAUGAAUUUUUUCAGAAGAAUCCAAAUGCAAAAACGGAAUUCAUCUCUGUGGAUUCAGAAACGGCUCUGCAUGUAGCUGUAAUCAAUGAUCGACUGAAGUUUGUAGAGAAGAUUGUAGAACUCAUGCCAUCGGAAGCACUAGCAUAUGCAACUAAACGGCGUGGUAAUACAGCACUUCAUUAUGCUGCCGUUCAUGGAUGCUCUAAAGUUGCUGCAGUGUUGGUCAAGAAGAACCAGCACUUGCCUCAAAUACGCGAUCAAAAAAGAAGGGUGCCCCUCGAAGUUGCUCUUCAGUCUGUUGUUGCGGGGCAAAAAGAGACAGUUGAAUAUCUUUACUCCGUGACUAAAGACGUUGGCCACCCAAGUCCAUUCGCUCCCCGGGAAGGGGCAAAGCUACUAUGCAAAGCUAUUGAUGCAAGUUUCUACGAUAUGGCAUUAUCUAUUAUCAAAAGGUUUCCGAAUUUGGCUACUGAAGUAUCAUCGUUACAUGAUGUAUGCGGUUUAGAGAUGAUGGUUCAAAGGCCAUUUGCAUUUUUAAGCGGUGCAAAGCUGACAUGGUGGCAACAAUACAUCUAUCCAUUAAUUCAGGUGGACAUGCGUCCUACACAUAAUUAUGGUGCACGGAACACUUUCAAAUGCUUAGAAGGUACCGAAAGAGAAGAAGAGAACCUUUUAGAGAGCAGCGAAGUUAUCGAAGUUCUAUUUGAAGAUAAUUGUUUAGUAAGUUCAGAAGUCUCCUCAACUGGUGAUCGUAAAGGGAGAAAGAACAUGCUCAUCUCAGCCUGUCUCGUGCCCUACAUAAGACGAGUGUAUCAUAUAAAGCACUUAUACAACCAAAAGUUGAUGCACAAGCAAGCCGUUGCAUUAGUUAAUGAAAUGUUGGGGCAACUCGAUGGAACAAUGGACAGAACUCAGAUAGUAGAUUAUUUCAAUAGAAAUCCGAACAUCAUAAAGACAGCUAUAAGGCAUGGCAAUGUAGAAUUUGUAGCACAAUGUCUUGAGAAGUUCGAUUACCUGGUAUGGUACAGUUUUGCAGGAGAAACGCUGAUACAAAUGGCUAUCGCUGAGCGAAAUAAAAUGACAUUGAAUCUCAUAUUUAAAGCUAGCGGAAAAAAUAAGACUGCCGUAGUAUCUAGAAAAGAUAAAGACAAUAAUACUAUCUUGCAUCAAGCUGCAAAGUUAGCAUCUCCUGUUCAACUUAAUCUGGUCUCUGGUUUAGCGCUCCAGAUGCAACGAGAAUUACAGUGGUUUAAGGGUGUUGAAAGCAUUAUACCCGUGGAAGACAAGUUCAAGAGGAACAAAGAUGGGAAUACAGCUCAGUAUAUAUUUGCAGAACAACACAAAACAUUGUUAGACAAAGCAGAAGAAUGGAUGAAAGAUACGUCGGGAUCGUGCAUGGUAGUGGCCGCCCUAAUUGCUACCGUAGCAUUUGCAGCAGUUUUCACCGUCCCUGGGGGCAAUAUCAGUGAUACAAAUAGUAGUAAGAAUGGUGUCCCGGUUUUUUUGGGAAAGACCCCAUUUACUAUCUUUGCAAUAGCAGAUGCCCUGGCUUUAUUCUCUUCGGUCACAUCUGUUCUUAUGUUUUUAGCGGUAUAUACUUCUCGCUAUGCUGAAGAGGAUUUUCUCAGGUCGUUGCCCCAGAAAAUGAUAAUAGGUUUGGCAACUCUCUUUAUAUCAAUGGCCACCAUAUUGGUAGCUUUCGGGGCAUCGCUAUUUCUUGUGCUCGGAGACAAAUUCACGUGGGCUCCAAUUCCUAUAGCUGUUUUUGGUUGUAUUCCAGUGACCUUGUUUGUGAAGUUACAGCUACCAUUGUUUGUUGAAAUGGUUCAUUCAACAUAUUGGGGCAGUCUCUUUCGGAAAUAUAAACAUAUCCAAGCAGUAAUUAUGAAUAACAAUAACUAUAAGGAGGACUGAAUCGAUAAACAAUUCAAUCCUAUAUUGUUUCAUGGAUCUUGAACAGUACUGUUCAAGUUAUUAAUCUGCUUAUAGCUAUAUUUCUUUUCUGUAUUUUGUGUUACCAAACAAAUAUUUACG